CUUCUACACCUCUCCACACCUGAUGUUUUCUUUGCAUCAGAUGCUUUGAGGUUGGCCAGUUCGGUAUUUGUGCGCACAGAAAGCCGUCAUGUGCUCAAGCCACGCCGCAACCCUGCGUGGACCGCAUGUCCUCUGAUGUGAACCACACUAAAAAGUGUUUGCAAGACCUGAUCACCUAUCGGCGCUAUGCAGCUCUUUCCUCUCAGCAGAACUUCGGAUUGUUGCAUGCAAAGUGCGGGAGAUUCAGGAUGGCAACCAUGAUGAGCACCAGCUUCCCAAGCAUGUUUCCAUCAGGGGUGAGGACCGCGUAGAACGCAGCUAUGACACCGUCAAGGUGGAGAGGCGGAAGAAUUCUAUUACUCGCCCAUGGAUGCUCAAGUUGAGCAGGUCUGGGUCAAGCCAGAGGACAUUGGCCGCGAAGCCUGUGCCAUGGAAGUCAUUGCCAGUUUGAACCAGGAGUGGGAGGCAGGUGGCAUCAAGGCAUGUGGCCAGAAAGUGCAUGCAAAGACCUACCGAAUGCUGCUGGCAGGACACGAUGAUAGUUUGGUUGAGGUCGCGGAGAAGUGUGUGACGCUUGGAAAGCUGAAAAGGACAAGUGGCACGAUGAGCAACAUCAUCAACAGUAUCAUCCAAAGUGAUUCAAGGCCUGGCACGAGGGCUCGGCGAUACUUGCAGAAUGACAGCACCCGACUUGACAAGCUGGCUGCUUCCACAGCUGCUUUCCUUGCGUGCUCAUACCUCCUGGGCAUAGGAGAUGGACAUGGUGACAACUUGAUGCUCACCGAAGAUGGCGAGCUCUUCCGCAUUGAUUUUGGCUUUCUCUUCGGAGCGGGGCCCUUGGGGCCUGAUGCUCCAGCUGUUUGGCUGCCAUGGACAGUGCAGGAGGCCUUGGGACCCCGGAUGCACGAAGUGAUCGAAGCUGCUCGGGAAGCGGUGAGAACCGUGCUGUGCAGACCAGGUGUGCUCAAGGCAUCGGUGUUUGCGGCGGCUUUUGCGGGACAUCCGAGCCCUGAAGCAUACGUCGCAGGUUUGAGUCUCGAAGACUUCAAUCAGAAGGUCAGCAGUCUUGGAACCUUUGGUCUCUUCAAGUCGGCGAAGGACCUGUUCCACGAUGUGGCCUAUUGUGGAAUUCCAAGGUGGCCUCAGAGGCCAGAAAUCAACACAAAGUCUCCAGCAGCUUUGGCUUUCCUUAUGUCAAGGUCUGAUGCAGACAUAUGCACACCAGAAUCAUUAGUUCGCCGAAGGUAAAGCAAGCCUGCAUGAAUUGACAGAAGGUGCUGACGAUAUUUUUCUCGCCUUCCUAGCUGGGAGCUGUUGUGCAGCAACUUGCGCGUGACCACGGGCUUUUACACAAAAAUGGCCCGCUGGAUCGGGACACUUGGAACCAAUUGAUGGAAGAAGUUGAAUCAGAUCCUCAUGUGCGCAUGCACGAGAUGUAUGAAUGGAUGGUCGAAUGCAUGCAUGAUAGGGUAAGGGAAGUGCAGCAAGUAGUGGCCGAGUGGAUGCAUGUUGAUUGUCAAGAGGUGUGGGAGUGCUUGCAAGAACAACUGGGCAACGGUGAAGUUCUGCAACACCUUUCUGGUGCCACUUGGAUCCUUCUGGCGUGGAGGGUCAUCAAUGCUUCUUGGUGUUGGUGCAGUGGCAGCAUUGACAACAAAGACCUAGCAGAGCUUUUUUUGGCCGCAGUGUUGUCCAAAGGUGUGACAACCAUCGGAGCCCUUCUAGCCAUAGCCACACCCCUGGGAUGUUGGGCUUCCCGGAGCCUCUUGCAAUUCGUCGUGGGAACAGGACAGAGCCGAUCUCUCGAGAAAGCUCUAGCAGUUUUGGACUUGCCAGUGAGCUCCAGCCUGUGGCAAGUUGAGGAGCGGUAUGUGGAACUUUGCCAUUCUCCUGGCGGUUUCGACAAUGACCAGCUCAAAAAAGUCCACAUAGCCUUCUUUCAAGCAAGCGACUUUCUGAUGAGAAUCAAAACAAACUGAAGCGGUGCAAAGACGUGCUGCCGAGUUGGUGAAUAAUUCAGGAAUGAAACAUUUGGUCGCAGUGUCUGCAGCGUAGACCUAGAAGGUCUUUUGCAUCUUCUUGUUCUCUAAGGUACCGUGGC
This is a messenger RNA of Durusdinium trenchii, 2101 nucleotides long. Lineage: Eukaryota; Dinophyceae; Suessiales; Symbiodiniaceae. The record is from the annotation of a GenBank genome assembly.